Molecule: messenger RNA, 4164 nt
Organism: Mytilus trossulus (common blue mussel)
Lineage: Eukaryota; Metazoa; Mollusca; Bivalvia; Mytilida; Mytilidae
Product: serine-rich adhesin for platelets-like
Exons: 9
Coding region: 103-2277 (724 amino acids)
Source: RefSeq, a predicted model, not a curated record
GGAAGAAAAAAAGGCUCUGAUCCGGUUUCAUUAAAUAGUAAAAUGGUAUAUACUUCCUUGUAAAAUAUUCAACACAUGAAAGAAGGAUAGCAUAUAAACAUCAUGGUCACAAUAACUAGUUUUAAAAAUAAAACGUUUCAAGAUGAAGAGAACCAGCGUGUACAUGAAACAGAUAUUAGUGGCGAAAUUUUAAUUAAAACUGAUUGGAUAGAAGAGCAUUAUGGCGACAAACAAAGGACGGAGUAUAAGAAUGUAGUAUUGGAAUUAGAAAAAGAGAUAAAAGCUCUGUUCAACAUUAAAACAUAUUUUAAGUAUGAUUUACUGUCUGUUAGAGGGACUGACCUAAGGCCCAGGGAAGGCUGUGUUUUGUUUUCAUUUGAUCUUACAUUUAGUGAUAGAUAUAUCGAUGGUAAAGAAUUACAAAAUGUCUUUCAACAAAAAGUCCUUAGCCAUACAAAUACUGAAGGAACAGCAUUGCCUUGGUUAAGGAGAGCGUUUGCGCAUUCCAUUAAAAUUGGUGAUGAAAAAUCAUUACAGGAAAAAAAAGGAUUGCAGAAAAUACAAAAUCUAGGCAUAUUUCUUUUAAUUAUAAUUCUAAUAGCUAUAUGUAUUGCUCUUGUUGUGGAGAUAUCAAAAGUUGACCAUAAUCUGCCGAAUGAACAAAAGACAGAAUUUACUCCAAGUUCAAAACCAACAUCAAAUAGAUUAACGACAGAACGCGAAACAACUUUAGCAUAUACCACACUUAAUAAACAAGGAACAGAAACGAGAAAAAUCACUUUUGGUGAAGUUACAACGAUAGCAGGAAGUCAAAAUUCAACAACAAAGACGGAAAUUGAAACUACAAAAAUAACAAUGACAGAAAGUGAUACAACAGGAUCAGUGAUUGAGCAAGAAACUACUACAACUAAAGACGAGAUAACAAUGAUGGCGAAAGGUAAUUCGACAACAACAAUGAUGGAAGAGGAAACGGUAACAAUAACGGCGGAAAGUAAAAAGACAACAACAGCAGUGGAAUCAAAAACGUCAACAAUGCUGAACGAAGGAACGACAGCAACAACAAAGGCUGCUGAGGGAACGACAGCAACAAUAAUGGCUAACGGAACGAUAACAACAAUAAUGGCUAACGGAACGAUAACAACAAAGAUGGUUGAAGAAUCGACAAAAAGCAUGAUGAAUAAUGAAACAACAAUGGCAAAUAAUGGAACGACAACAUUAUUGAUGACUGAGGGAACGACAACAACAAUGAUGGAUAACAAAACGACAACAACAAUGAUGGAUAGAAGAAUGACAACAUCAAUGACGGAUAGAAUAACGACAACAUCAAUGACGGAUAGAAGAACGACAACAACCAUGACAGAUAUCGGAACCACAACAAUGAUCGAUAAAGGAAUGAAAUCAACCAUGAUGAAUAAUGAAACGACAACAGCAAUGAUUGAUAACGACACGACAGCAACAAUGAUGGAUAAGGGAACGGCAACAAACAUGAUGACAGAAGGAACUUCAGCGACAAUGAUGGAAAAGGGCACUACAACAACAAUGAUGAAUGGGGAAAUGUCGACAUCAAUGGUGGCUGCGGGAACUUCAACAUCAAUGAUAGAUACGGAGACGACAACAAAAAUGAUGACAGAGGAAACUACAACAUCAAUGACUGCUGAGGACACUUCUACAAUGAUUGCUGAGGAAACUACAACAUCAAUGACUGCUGAGGAAACUUCUACAAUGGUUGCUGAGAUAACGACAACAACAAUGAUGAAUGAAGAAAUGACAACAACAAUGACGGAUAAUGGAACUAAAACAACAAUGAUAGCUGAUAGGACUACAACAACAAUGACGAAUGACGGAACGACAACAGUGAUGAAUUAUGGAACGACAACAGGGAUGAAUGACGGAAGGACAACAAUGAUGAAUGACGGAACGACAACAAGGACGAAUGAUGGAACGACAACAAGGAUGAAUGACGGAAGGACAACAAAGAAGAAUGAGGGAACGACAACAAAGAUGAAUGAGGGAACGACAACAAGGAUGAAUGAGGGAACGACAACAAAGAUGAAUGAGGGAAAGACAACAAAGAAGAAUGAGGGAACGACAACAAAGAAGAAUGAGGGAACGACAACAAGGAUGAAUGACGGAACGACAACAAUGAAGAAUGAGGGAACGACAACAAUGAUGAAUGAGGAAACAACAAAAACGACUAUUGAUCCAGGAACGACAUCAUCAUCUACAUAUAAAGAUACAACCACGACUGAACGUGAAAUGACAACAACGAUGUUGUAACCGGAGACUACAACCAAUAUAACAGAUCUGUAAAGACAGGAAGUGGAAUCAAUCGCAAAGGAACGAUUAGCACUAAUUUAAAUGGGCGUAUUUGAGAGUUUCGGUGCCUGUAAAUGAAGGAGACAAUGCGUUUAACAAUAUUGUCAAAGGAAUAGUAAAACAUAGUUAUAAUAUAUUAUGUUAAAACAUUAAAACAAUGUAUAUUUUUCAUAUUAUUCAUAUUUAAAGUCAAGUAAUGUCAAAUGGGCUAUGUCACAGAAUUCAAGAAAAUUUUGCAUACAACUCUGGCUCGAAAACAAAUAAUGUAUUUAUCACAUUUAUCAAUUGAGAUAUUACUGAUUGAAUUCUUACAAAAUGGAUAAACAUUUGUAAAGAAAGCACAUCAAAUCAGCAAAACAAAUUCUAAAAUUUGUCUUUAAAUCAUCAUUCUAAUUAUAUUCCAUGUAUUUAAAAAAAAAAAAAAAAAAUUAUGAUGUUGAUACAUAGAUUUCCGUUUUAAUAAUUAAAAAAAAGAUAGGGUCACUGACUUCGUGUUUAUGGUAUACAUCAUUCAAAGUUGUGCUCCUUGUGAAAAAAAUUAUUAAACGUCGAGGUAAUCGUAAAGUGACCGCGUUACAGGCCGUAAAACGUUGAUAUUUUACGUUUUUCACUACCAACAAGGUAAUAACUUGAUUAAUAGACAAAAAAAGAAGUCCAUAACCAUAUGAUUAUUUAAUGUUAUUAAAACAGAAAGGAGUAGGUCCGGUACGGGCUGGUUUUGGGCUCAAAUUUCAAGUUCAUCUGACGAAAGAUUUUGGACACUUACAUGUCUAUUUCAAUUGAUUCAAUUAUUUUUUGUGAAAUAUUUAAACUGAUUCAUUCAUUAAAAACGCUCCGAUUCAAUCUUAAAUUUGAAAAAUCUAUCAAAUAUGCCAAAAACUGUCACUUUUCAUAUAGUUUUUGUCAAAAAUGAAAGUGACUGCAUCCGUGUUCAUCCUCGACCUUUAUAUAUGUUAUGUAUUAUCAAUAAACACAACUUACAUUUCAAUAUCAAGAAUGGACACGAAUGCGGCCACUUUCAUUUAAAACAGAAACCGUCCAAACUUUAACUAAAAUGCUGAAAUUGUGAAGAUUUCAGUAAUUAAGCAUAACUUAAUGAUGCAAGUACGCGAUAUAUGUGCAUUGUAAUGCCACAAUAAGCCAAUAUGUAUGUAGCAGAGGCAUUAUAAUUAUAUUUGGUAAUGUUUGUGUCAUUUUGGUCUUUUGUGGAUAGUUGUCUCAUUGGCAAUCAAACCACAUCUUCUUUUUCAUAUUAUACCUUCCAAAAAAUUUAAACAAUUUUGUAAAACUGCUAUAUUUGGGGCCAAAUAGGGGUCUUACCGAACCUACUCCUUUACUUGUGAACAAUAUAUAGUUUUUAAGAAAAUUCUAUAGAGUAGAAUUAGAGAUUUGAUGAUUUUAAGACAUUUUAUAGUGUAUGUGCUUUUUAUACAAAUGUUCAUCCAUAUUUAAAGAAAUCAAUCUGUAACAUAUCAGGUUAUAAAAGAGACAAAUGCAUUAUUUUUUUUUAAAUUUUUAGUUGUAGUUCAUUGAUCUACGGUUUUAUGCUAAAUUUUAACAAAAUCUGCGACAAAGCCCAUUUACUGUUCCUUGUCAUUUUUUUUAUAAUUUUGUACAGUUUCAAAUAUGACGUCACUUGGCGUUGAGGUUUAAACUUAUUCGGAUGUGCCUACUUUUUGUGUUGCAAAUGUCUGGUUAUGUUAUGUAUUUCAGUUGUUACCUGUAAUUAGUUAAUACUUCAGUUUUAUCAUGUACAUCUUUUGUAUAGUCAUUUUAUAAAAUUUACUGUUUGCAAAGGUAUAAAUUAUUCUAAAUAAUAGGGAUGUUCUGGUAACUAACAGAAAACCC